Messenger RNA from Suricata suricatta (meerkat), 5271 nucleotides. It is a transcript of the gene LATS2, whose product is annotated as large tumor suppressor kinase 2. Bases 218 to 3463 code for a protein of 1081 amino acids. The transcript is spliced from 7 exons. Gene Ontology annotation, molecular function: protein serine/threonine kinase activity; protein binding; ATP binding. NCBI's taxonomy places the organism in Eukaryota, Metazoa, Chordata, Mammalia, Carnivora, Herpestidae. The record is from RefSeq and is a predicted model, not a curated record. Gene Ontology annotation, biological process: peptidyl-serine phosphorylation; hippo signaling; regulation of organ growth. Gene Ontology annotation, cellular component: spindle pole; nucleus.
UGGUGAUGGUGAUCUUCAAAAUGAAGCCUCUGGAAAAUUUUAGGUUCUCCAUAGGAACUACAAAAAUUGAAGGAAAGAAAAUUUUCAAAAGGAAAUUGUUUUGAAAGUAUGUUUACAACUAACUGAUACUGUUGACAGGUUUUUUUCUUUUUUCUUUUUUAAAUAAUAAAACACUUUAAGAAGAUUGUAUUUAUGGUAAAAGGAAACUGGACUAACAAUGAGGCCAAAGACGUUUCCUGCCACAACGUAUUCUGGAAAUAGCCGCCAGCGCCUGCAGGAGAUCCGAGAGGGCUUGAAGCAGCCGUCCAAGUCUUCCGCUCAGGGGCUGCCUGUGGGACCAAACAAUGACACUUCCCUGGCCGCCAAAGUCCUGGGGGGCAAGGACGCUGCCCGGCAGCAGCAGCAGAUGAGAGCCACCCCGAAGUUCGGGCCAUAUCAGAAAGCUCUGCGGGAAAUCAGAUACUCCCUGCUGCCAUUUGCUAAUGAGUCAGGCACGUCGUCGUGGGCAGCUGCAGAAGUGAACCGGCAGAUGCUGCAGGAGCUGGUGGACGCAGGCUGUGGCCAGGAGAUGGCCGGCCGGGCUCUCAAGCAGACCGGUAGCCGGAGCAUCGAGGCUGCCCUGGAGUACAUCAGCAAGAUGGGCUACCUGGACCCAAGGAACGAGCAGAUUGUUCGAGUCAUUAAGCAGACCUCCCCAGGAAAGGGAAUCGCACCGGCCCCCGGGCCGCGGAGGCCGAGCUUCGAAGGAACAGGCGACCCUUUCCCCGCCUACCACCAGAUGGGCGGGGCGGCCUACGAGGGUGGCGGCCUGGAGGAGGUGCCACGUCAGUAUGUGGACUUCCUCUUCGCGGGGAGCACCCACGGUGUACCGGGCUCCCAUCAGCACCAGCCCAAAGCCUAUGCAGCAAAUGUGGAGUCGGCAGGUGUGAACUUUUCGGCGGCUGGGCCUGGGGGCCAGGCGCUCCCCCUGCAGGGCCCACACUACAGGCCGCACCUGCUGGUGCCUGGAGAGCCACUGGGCUACGGCAUCCAGCGCAGCCCCUCCUUCCAGAACAAGGAGGCAGGGGCAUACGUGAGCCUGGCUGCCCAGGGCACCGCCUCACAGCCGGGUGCCGUGCACGCGUUUCCGCCCGCUGGGGCCACGGCCGUGCUGUACGGGCCCCACCCGCACCACAAGCCGGCACACGUGGCAGGUGCCCGUGGCCCCGUGUUCGCCAGCGACAGUCCCCCGCAGGGUCUGCGGGCACCCUCCAGGAGCAGCCUCAACAUGGACCUGUAUGAGCUAAGCGGCGCCCCCGUCCAGCAGUGGCCGGCGUCCACGCUAUCGCGCCGUGACUCGCUGCAGAAGCCGGGCCUGGAGGCGCCGGCCCGCCAGCACGUGGCCUUCCUACCCGAGGGCCCCGUCCCCAGCAGGACCAGCUCCUUCAACAGCCACCAGCAGCCAGCGGCCGUGCCUAUCCGGGCCAGUGCUCCAGGCAAGGCAGAGCCGUCCCUGCCCUCCCCCAAUACCAUCACUGCCGUGACCGCCGCACACAUCCUGCACCCGGUGAAGAGCGUGCGUGUGAUGCGGCCCGAGCCACAGACCGCUGUGGGGCCCUCUCACCCGGCCUGGGUGCCGGCACCCGCGCCGGUUGUGGACGGUAUGGACCCGAAGGAGGAGCACCCUCUGUCCCUGGGGGGUGCCGGCGCCUACCCGCUGGACGCAGAGUUCGGCGGCCCGGACCUGCGGUGCCCGCCCCCGCCCUACCCCCGGCACCUGCUGCCCCCGAGCAAGUCAGAGCCAUACGACGUGGACAGCUUGUGUGUGGGCGUGGAGCAGGGCCUGCGGGGCGCGGCUGCAGAGCCCAUGGAUGGGGGCAGCAAGAGCCAUAAGAGCGCCAAAGGGGAGAAGGUGGGUAAGGAUAAAAAGCAGAUCCAGACCUCCCCUGUUCCCGUUCGGAGAAACAGCAGGGAUGAAGAGAAGAGGGAAUCCCGUAUCAAGAGCUACUCCCCAUAUGCAUUUAAGUUCUUCAUGGAGCAGCAUGUGGAGAAUGUCAUCAAAACCUACCAGCAGAAGGUCAACCGGAGGCUGCAGCUGGAACAGGAAAUGGCGAAGGCUGGACUCUGCGAAGCUGAACAGGAACAGAUGAGGAAGAUCCUCUACCAGAAGGAAUCUAAUUACAACAGGCUGAAGAGGGCCAAAAUGGAUAAGUCCAUGUUUGUGAAAAUCAAAACCCUGGGCAUUGGCGCCUUUGGAGAAGUGUGCCUUGCCUGUAAGGUGGACACUCACGCCCUCUAUGCCAUGAAGACCCUGAGGAAGAAGGACGUCCUGAACCGGAACCAGGUGGCCCAUGUCAAGGCUGAGAGGGACAUCCUGGCUGAGGCUGACAAUGAGUGGGUGGUUAAACUCUACUAUUCCUUCCAAGACAAGGACAGCCUGUACUUUGUGAUGGACUACAUCCCAGGGGGGGACAUGAUGAGCCUGCUGAUCCGGAUGGAGGUCUUCCCCGAGCACCUGGCCAGGUUCUACAUUGCAGAGCUGACUCUGGCCAUUGAGAGCGUCCACAAGAUGGGCUUCAUCCACCGAGACAUCAAGCCAGACAACAUUUUGAUCGAUCUUGAUGGUCACAUCAAACUGACGGAUUUUGGCCUCUGCACUGGGUUCAGGUGGACUCACAAUUCGAAAUACUACCAGAAAGGAAGCCACGUCAGGCAGGACAGCAUGGAGCCCAGCGACCUCUGGGAUGACGUGUCUAACUGUCGGUGUGGAGACAGGCUGAAGACACUGGAGCAGAGGGCCAGGAAGCAGCACCACAGGUGUCUGGCCCACUCGCUGGUCGGGACCCCCAACUACAUCGCACCAGAAGUGCUCCUCCGCAAAGGGUACACACAGCUCUGUGACUGGUGGAGUGUCGGCGUGAUUCUCUUCGAGAUGCUGGUGGGGCAGCCCCCCUUCCUGGCCCCGACUCCCACAGAAACCCAGCUGAAGGUGAUAAACUGGGAGAACACGCUCCACAUUCCGGCCCAAGUCAAGCUGAGCCCCGAAGCCCGGGACCUCAUCACCAAACUCUGCUGCGCUGCUGACCAGCGGCUGGGGCGCAGCGGGGCCGAUGACCUGAAGGCCCACCCAUUCUUCGGGGCCAUUGACUUCUCGAGCGACAUCCGGAAGCAGCCGGCCCCCUACGUCCCCAAGAUCAGCCACCCCAUGGACACCUCCAAUUUCGACCCCGUAGAUGAAGAGAGCCCUUGGAGCGAUGCCAGUGAAGAUAGCACUAAGGCCUGGGACACGCUCACCUCUCCCAAUAACAAGCACCCUGAGCACGCGUUCUACGAGUUCACUUUCCGAAGGUUCUUCGAUGAUAACGGCUAUCCCUUUAGGUGCCCAAAGCCUCCAGGAGCAGAUGCGCCCCAGGCCGCGGACUCCGACCUGGAGGACUCUGAUGUGGUGGAUCAGACUGAAGGCUGCCAGCCAGUGUACGUGUAGACAGUGACUCCACCUCCCUGACACCCUGCCCCUCGGAGGUCUGGGCUGCCCACAGCCAGGGUCAGCUCCGUUCAAGUUAGUCCGUUGAUUAUACUUCAGUGGAAGUUCUGGUCUUUGUCAAAACCCCCAAAAGAAACAAAAAAGUUUUUUACAAAAGGACUCAAGUCUAACAGAUGGGGGUGUUAUGUUAUGUUAUGAGGGGGUUGGGGGAGGGUUCAGCGUUGCUUUGAAUUGGCUUUUGAGGGCCUUCACUGCAUUAAAACAAUAUUUUUAAAAACUUAGUACAGUUUAGAAAGAGCACUUAUUUUGUUUAUAGCCAUUUUCUUACUAAAUUAUAGGGAUUAACUUUGACAAAUCAUGCUGCUGUUAUUUUCUACAUUUGUAUUUUAUCCAUAGCACUUAUCCACAUCUAGGAAAAGACAGAAAAACUGAAGAACAUGUGAUAAGAAAUCUCUGUGCAAUAAUGUGUUUUAAAAAAAAAGAUAACACUGUUCUGAUAUUACUGAUACCAUUUUAUUCACACAAUGGUUUUUGUUUUAUAUUUUUUCCCACAUUUAAAAAUUGUGAUAUAAUGUUAAAGCUGCUUUUUUUUUUUUUUGCUUUUUGCAUAUUAUAGUAUAAUAGAAAGUGUGAGCAAGGUGAUUACGUGGGUGUGAUUUCAGAUGUCUGGUGUGUGGAGAGUACUGCAUGAGUAGGGUUUUUCUAUUAUAAAAUUACCAUAUCUUGCCAUUCACAGCAGGUUCUGUGAAUUUGUUUUUCCUGAGUAUCUUUAAAUGAGAUGUUCUAGACAGUGUGCUGAUAACAUGUCGUGUGGGUGACUUCUUUGCCACGUUUGUGUCCCUUACUGUUUGUUACAGAAAUGCCGAUGUGUAACUGAGAAGUGAUUUAUGUGUGUGUGUGUCUUGGGUAUGAUUGAUUCUUUGAGGGGUAAACUUCAACAUUUGUCAUGUACUAAACUCAUAUACAUCAAAAGGGAUUAAUUGAGCUAUGCCAAACAUUUUAAGUUGGUCAGGGGACUCUGUCCAUUCGCUGGUCACUCUCACUGGCGUCACUGACCCGUGGGUCCCAGUGGCUACUGCCUACCGUCAGCAGACUGCCCACACCGGAAGGUUUCAUGACAUCAUUCCUGCUGUGCUCUCAGCUGAGGUGUGGUUACCAGGAUGAAAUUGAGUUCUUCCACAUUUUUUCUUUUUGGUGUGCUUUGAAGUAUCAAACCUAACUGGGUUCUAAAAAUACAUUUUUCUAAUCUUUGUGAAACAGCAAGGAUUAUUCAAAGUGAUAUUGGAAUAAAAAAAUAAUUAAGCCAUAUAUAUUUUCUUAGAAGCGUAGAUGUAUAUAUAACUGCAUAAACACAAAAUAUUCCUUAUUUCAAAUUAGUAUGAUUCCUAUUUAAAGUGAUUUAUAUAUGAGUAAAAAGUUCAAUUCUUUUUUGCUUUUUAAAAACCUGAUGCAUCAUAUUUUUCAUAAUAUUUUUCCACAUACUUCUUGAAGUUUUUAGCGUAACGUAUCCAUUAUUUAGCGUAUAUCUAGGCAACAACACUUAUAAGUUUAUCAGUGUCUAAGCAAAACCAAAACUGUGUGCUGGUUUACAUUUGUGUGAAUGACCAAUCCUGAAGCGUGCUGGGUUUGUGCUGGGACUGUCAGUAUUUCCGCUGUUGCAUAGGAACGCCCCGUGGUCUCCAGCGCUGACAUCCUUUCGUGUGGUAGGUUCUGUCUCAGGAACUCAGUGUAACUAUUAUUUAUUGAUGUAUCAUUGCCUUUGAAAAGCUUUUACUGGCACAGUUUAUUAUUAAAAGUUUGAAUCCAAA